CCAGGUCACACACCGCGUCCCACCCUCAUUGGGUGUGAAGUUCAGGGGUGGGGCUGCAGCUGGAGCUAUAAAAACACUAAUAGGGAAAAACUAGCUUCUUUGUCUUUCAAGAGCCUGCCUGCCGCUCAGCCAGUCAAGCAAGGGGGUGAGGAGCCCGGGGUCCACUCCCAGCCCAGCUGGACCAGAGCCAGGAGGGGGCCACCUCUGUCCCGCUGGACUUUGCCCUGCAUCCCCGACCCCGCCCGCCUGCCCGCCGGCCCUCCCAUGGGAGCUGCCUUCGCCAUGGCCUUCCUCUGGCUGGCGGUGUGCCUGACGCCCGUCUCCUGUCUGCUGCAGACGGACCAAGAUCCACACCCAGUGAUUAAGAACUUAAGGAUGGAUCCAGAGAGGAAAAGGAUGAGCUGGGACCUCCACGGAAAUGUUUCCCAAAUUUGGUGCUUUGUGAAUUCAAGACGUGUCCAUAAGGCACAAAACAACACUUACUGCAAAUUUGCUCACAUCCCGUGCCAAGCGACCAACUACAGCGUGAGUGUGACCCAGGGGCCACCGUUCUCCGGGUGGAUUCAGUACCCUAAGCUGGAAGGGAAGGCCAGGGCGGCGGCAGAGAACCUGACCUGCUGGGUUCACGACGUGGACUUGCUGACGUGCAGCUGGGCGGUGGGCAGGGAGGCCCCGCGGGACGCGCAGUACCACCUGUACCUGGAGAACCUACAUUCCUUCCAGAAGUGGCCGUGCUCCCAGUACAGACGGGACGAGUGGGGGACAAACGUCGAGUGUCGGUUCGACGACCUCUCUGUAUUGUCCCCGGAGCUGAACCGUUUCUCGGUCAAUGGCAGCAGCCAAGAGUCCCCGAUCCCCUGCUCUGAAAUCACAAAAACAUUACACGAAAUUGAGAGACUGACCGCGCCCACCAUCACGAGCGCCUGGUGCAACCAGACCUACUCCAUCGUCCAGUGGCAGGUGCGCAGCCACUUCAGGGAGGACUUCGAGUAUGAACUGGAAAUGCAGCAGGGCGCGCACCUCGAACACAAACAGACUGAGGACAACUUCCUGAAGCUGAGCAAUCCUGGAACCUACACCGUGAGAAUAAGAGCCAGGCACACGGCCAUGCUGGCCCCCUCGUGGGGCGAAUGGAGUGCCCAGGAGCGCUUUGUGUGUGGCCGCGCGCCCCUCCCUGUGUGGCUGACCUCCUUGCUGAUCGCGCUGGGGACGCUGCUCGCGCUGGGGCUGGUGCUCCUGCUUUGCAGAAGGUACGCGGUGAUGCAGCAGCUGUUCCCGCCCAUCCCUCAUGUGAAAGACCCCAUCAGUGACCACCUUCAGAACGAGAGGAUGGUACGUGGUGGUCCUGCGGUGCGUGGGUCUGUUGGCCACGAGGGGUGGCCAGGAAAGGUUGCCAGAUGGCCUGGGAGGAAGAGAAGCAGCAGGAGUGCCCAGUGGCGGAGGUGCAGAUUUUGGGGGAAAAGUGAAACUGGUGCACAGCCCUCGCUCUCUGCAGGGAGGAGGGGGCUGGGUGGAGGCGCACAGCCUGGCGGUGGUUGGACGAUUGGGCGUUUGUGAGGGCGGGUGGUGGGGAGCCCAAUGCAGUUUACACAGGGUUAUCUCCCAGAAGAAAAUAAAAUUUCUGUUGCGAUUAUUUCUCAAA
Vicugna pacos (alpaca) is the source of this 1642-nucleotide messenger RNA. The record is from RefSeq and is a predicted model, not a curated record. NCBI's taxonomy places the organism in Eukaryota, Metazoa, Chordata, Mammalia, Artiodactyla, Camelidae.